Opisthorchis viverrini is the source of this 678-nucleotide messenger RNA. RefSeq lists its product as hypothetical. The record is from RefSeq and is a predicted model, not a curated record. NCBI's taxonomy places the organism in Eukaryota, Metazoa, Platyhelminthes, Trematoda, Opisthorchiida, Opisthorchiidae. The coding region runs from base 1 to 678 and encodes 225 amino acids. The transcript has 5 exons.
AUGCCACCCGAAGAAAGGACGAAGGCUGGGAUACUCAUCAUCAUCAUCAUCAUCGACAGCAUGACAUCAGUGCUCAACACCAAUGCUUCACUGCCGUACAGCCAUGACUUAUUUGAAAGCCUUAUUGUAAAGAAAAGAAUAAAGUUGCCACCACCAUCCAUCCUGGCUGGGAUACUGCCAGGAUGCCCAAGCCUAGACAGGACGAGUCGAGAUGCAGAGGCAAGGUUCCAAUCACAGACCGUUGCCACCAGUUGCCAUCCUGGCUGGGAUACUGCCAGGAUGCCCAAGCCUAGACAGGACGAGUCGAGAUGCAGAGGCAAGGUUCCAAUCACAGACCUUCCGCUCGAAAGCUCAUGGGAUAUUUCCAGCUUGGCCAAGCCCACGCAGGGCAUUCAAAAAGCCGAUAGUGGAUUCAAACCAGGAGUGCUCGAUCAGUACACCUUGCUAUUCAGUAAAAACCGCGGCCGGUCAAAAGUGUCAUUCAUAAGUGUGCCUAGCUGCCAUCCCACACGAAAAGGCAAGAGGGUUAGGAUACUGCCAGAUUCCCCAAGCUUAGACAGGGAAAGUCGAGAGGCAGAGGUCGGGUCCGAACCACGGACCCUCCGGUCAGUAAAUUCGCAAUCUAACCACUUGGUCCAUCUCGCUUUUCAGCAUAGAUUGGCUACACUGACAGUAUAA